AUGGAGCCGGGUAAGGAGCCCCGGGGGUCUGCGGGGGAGAAGCCCGGCGAGCCCGAAGCGGUGUCUUUCCAGGCCCGGCUGUGGAAGAACCUGCAGCUGGGGGGCAAGGGCCGGAGCGGCGGGGGGCGGGCGCUCGGCCGCACCGCGGAGCCCCCCGCCCCGCCGCCCGCCGGCCGGGGGGACCCUCCGCCCAAGCGGGGCGGCUUCAAGCGGCGGCGGCAGGUGCUGGACCGCGUCUUCUCGUCCUCCCAGCCCAACCUGUGCUGCUCGGGCGCCGAGCCCUCGGAGCCGGGCGGGGAGGCCGGCUCCGCCCUGCGCCGGCUGCGGGAGCAUCUGCUGCCCCCGGGCAAGGGUCCGCCCGCCCGCCGGGACCACCAUGAGGGGCAGGAGGGGCGGCGGCCCGCGGGGCACCUGUCCCACCAGAAGAGCUCCUCGCUGCCCGGCACCGCCUGCCUGGAGCAGCUGCUGCGGGGCUCGCCCGGCGCCGGGAAGGAGCCGCGGGCGGAGGAGGGAGACGGCGGCGGCAGCGCGAGAACAAAGCUGGUUGGAACGAGUAAUGCAGAUUUUCCCUCUGUGGACCCCGGAAUGUACCAACUGGACAUUACUCUAAGAAGAGGACAGAAUUUAGCAGCACGGGACCGUGGAGGAACCAGUGAUCCAUAUGUCAAGUUCAAACUUGGAGGAAAAGAAGUAUUUAGAAGUAAAACAAUACACAAGAACCUCAAUCCUGUGUGGGAAGAAAAAGCUUGCAUCCUUAUAGAUAACCCAAGAGAACCACUGUAUAUAAAGGUCUUUGACUAUGACUUUGGACUUCAAGAUGACUUCAUUGGUUCAGCAUUUUUGGAUCUCACUUCAUUGGAAGUAAACAGGCAAACAGAUGUUACUUUGAGUCUGAAGGAUCCCCAUUACCCUGACCAUGAUCUGGGAAGCAUAUUGUUGUCAGUUCUGUUGGCUCCUAGAGAAGAACAGCAAGAAGCGACCAUGCUAAUGAGGAAGAGUUGGAAAAGAUCAAGUAAGUUUCAGACCCAGAGCUUACGUCUCUCAGACCUGCACAGAAAAUCUCAGCUAUGGAGAGGGAUAGUUAGCAUUACCUUGAUAGAAGGUCGUGAACUUAAGGCCAUGGAUGCAAAUGGGCUAAGUGAUCCUUACGUGAAGUUCCGGUUGGGGCACCAGAAGUACAAGAGCAAGAUUGUGCCAAAAACUUUGAAUCCUCAGUGGAGGGAGCAGUUUGACUUUCAUCUCUAUGAAGAACGAGGUGGAAUUAUUGAUAUUACCGUGUGGGACAAAGAUGCUGGCAAAAAGGAUGAUUUUAUUGGCAGGUGCCAGGUUGACCUGUCAACCCUGAGCAAAGAACAAACCCACAAGCUGGAGAUGCCGCUGGAGGAGGGAGAGGGGUUGCUGGUGUUGCUGGUCACUCUCACAGCCUCAGCUGCAGUCACUAUCUCUGACCUCUCCGUCAACUCCCUGGAGGACCAGAAGGAGCGAGAGGAGAUACUGAAGAGAUAUAGUCCACUGGCGCUGUUCGGUAACAUGAACGACGUGGGAUUCCUGCAGGUGAAGGUCAUCAGGGCAGAAGCAUUGAUGGCAGCUGAUGUCACAGGUAAAAGUGACCCAUUUUGUGUAGUUGAAUUGAACAACGACAGACUGCUGACACACACCAUCUACAAGAACCUCAACCCAGAGUGGAACAAAAUCUUCACAUUCAAUGUUAAAGACAUCCAUUCCGUGCUGGAAGUGACAGUUUAUGACGAGGACCGCGAUCGGAGCGCUGACUUCCUAGGCAAAGUUGCUAUACCACUGCUGUCUAUUCAAAAUGGUGAACAGAAAGCCUACGUCUUGAAAAACAAGGAGCUGACAGGGCCAACAAAGGGGGUCAUCUAUCUUGAAAUAGAUGUGAUUUUUAAUGCUGUGAAAGCCAGCAUACGAACCUUAAUGCCCAAGGAAGAGAAGUACAUCGAGGAGGAAGACAGACUGUCUAAACAGCUACUGUUAAGAAACUUCAUCCGGAUGAAGCGCUGUGUCAUGGUGCUCAUCACUGCAGCCAACUACGUCAGCAGCUGCUUUGACUGGGAUUCCCCCCCAAGAAGUCUUGCUGCUUUUUUGCUUUUUCUUUUUGUGGUCUGGAACUUUGAGCUCUACAUGAUUCCACUGGCUUUGUUGUUGCUGCUGGCAUGGAACUACUUCUUGAUAAUAUCAGGGAAAGACAACAGGCAACACGACACCGUAGUGGAGGACAUGCUAGAGGACGAGGAAGAAGAGGAUGACAGAGAUGACAAGGACAGUGAAAAAAAAGGAUUUAUGAACAGACUUUAUGCCAUCCAGGAGGUGUGUGUCACUGUCCAGAAUAUCCUUGAUGAAGUGGCUUCAUUCGGAGAAAGGAUCAAGAAUACAUUCAACUGGACUGUCCCAUUCCUGAGCUGGCUGGCAAUUGUUGCCCUCUCCGUGUUGACCAUCAUCCUGUAUUUUGUUCCACUGAGAUACAUUGUCCUUGCCUGGGGCAUCAAUAAAUUCACAAAGAAGCUUCGAAGUCCAUAUGCAAUUGAUAACAAUGAGCUACUUGACUUUCUCUCCAGAGUUCCAUCAGAUGUGCAAGUGGUGCAAUACCAGGAACUGAAGCAAGAUCCCAGUCACAGCCCCAGCAAGAAGAAGAAAAGCAAUCCUGCCUAGCCAGCUCCACGUGCUGGGGAGACUGGGGGGAAGAUAAAAGAAAAAGCCUGCAGCCUAAGAAGCAUUUCCUCUCUCUUAAGCUUUUUAUUUAUUUUGCCUUUUUACCUAGCAGGGAGAUUUUUGUAAAUACUGUAAAAAAGGCAUUUCUCAUUGCAGGUGUGUUUCACACGGUAAAGGCACAUUUGGUGAAGGUUUCAGGUGGAGUUUUUUUGCCAUUUUGAAAAGCCUUGUUAGAAUCAGCGUAAGAAUCAAAAAGGAUCAGUCUGGAGUGCUAAUUGUGCUGCUUGAUUGGCCAGAGGUACCUGAUGAGAUACUCCAAUCACGCCGACCAAAAUCUGCAAAAGGUGUACAUUGAAAUCUGACUCAAAAAUUCAGUCAGAUUUUAUCUGUGAGCACUGAUAGUUUUUAUUCAGCCAGUCACCAUUGCGAUUUUCUAUGUUUUAUACAUUUCAAGAGAAGUACAACGUAGUGGAGCCUACUGCACUUAAGUUUUAGCAGAGUUUUUUGAACUCCAGACCCUGAUGUUAACUCCUGGUGCAGUGUUUUCCUGUGCAGUGGGGCUGCUCGUGAGAUGAUGAGAAACACCAAGUGCAAAAAUCUCUUUUCUGGAGCUCCCAGCAGAAGUUCCUGCCGUUUUUAUCAUUCCAUUAUAAGACCUAAAAAUCUCUGUCUCUUUCAAAAAACUGCCAGGUUUGUAACUGACUGCCUCUCUGAUUUUUUCUAUGUGUACCAGUAACCUUCAUUUGUACUACAUGGUUUAGUGAAUGAAGUUCAUAGUUCUGCCGUAAUGGAAAUACUAACAAAUUAACUCCAUGUUGCUUUGGGUGUCAGGCUAUGAACACCUUCUGUGCACAUAACUAUUUUAAUAUGGAAAUCUUGCAGGAAAUGUUUUGGUUUGUUGGUUGUUUGUUUUUUUUUUUUGCUUUCAAAUCACCAGAUCAUAUUAAUAAGCAUAAUGAUAUCACACAUUACCUGUUACCAAUGUGAAAUAUAAGUGUAGAGGAAAAACAAACAAAAAAAUGCAGCUGUGGUAAAUCUGAUACUCCAAGUUUAUUUCCUUAGCUAAUGAUGUAGUCAGUUCUUCUGAAACAAUUGUGCCCUGCUGCAUGGAAACUGCAUUAUUUUAUAAAUUUCAUGGGACGUGGAUGAGAAACGUUUACAUUUCAAAUGUCUUAGUGGCCACUGCAUAACGAGUACUUGGGGAUAUACUCUGAUAGCUGCAUGUAGACUUCCACGCUCAGCUCCCCCAUCUAGUGAGCAGAGGCUCCAUCCCUAAGGGAUUCCCUGUGCACAGCUGUUAGUUGUAGCUCCUGGGGACAUUAAAGGGGAUUUUUUUUGCCCGGGGGAGAACAGCAGGAUCAUGUCCUGGAGAGGAGCCGCUCCUGUGGGUCCUCUCUGGGCUACCUACCAGUCAUUGGUUGCCAUUGCUGAUGAAGUUAUAUUGCACUACUCUAACUAUACUUUUUGAACAGACUAUUUAGAAAUAACUUUGCGAGCAGAUGUGUAUAUAUUUAUCUAAAGAAUUAUAUGUUGGCUGCAUUGCUCAUGACAGAUCAUCCUGGGUUUGUUUCUUUUACAGCUACGUUGGUAGCCGGUUCCUGGCACGACAGGCUAUUUUGAUCCCCCUGUUUGUCUGUUUGAAAGAAUGCUCAGUUAUGGCUCUGCAGAAAUUCUUAACAGCUGGACAUGCUCUCGUUACAACCUGACUUUAAAGAAUUUAUUUACAAAGCUUGUGUAACCACCUCUCCACUUUAUGCUGCCCAAAGAGCCACUUACUAUUGAUGAAGACGGAAUCAGUGACGAGCCUGUUUUGUCUAAAAAAAGCCAAACUUGACAAGGCACAAAGGUUUGUUGCCAGCUGUCACUUCUGCAGGGUUCUCUGAUAGGCUGCAAGCCUUGUACCUUCUCAAUGUUGCCCACCAGUCUGUGUGCAGUUCCCUGUUGUGUUUUCUUUCUGUACUCAGUUCCAAAUGUGGCAAUGUCUGAGUGAGUUAUACACAUUUACUGCAUUAAACACACUUCUGAGCAUCUCUCUA
This is a messenger RNA of Apus apus (common swift), 4703 nucleotides long. RefSeq names its product multiple C2 and transmembrane domain containing 1 (gene MCTP1). The record is from RefSeq and is a predicted model, not a curated record. The coding region runs from base 1 to 2667 and encodes 888 amino acids. Gene Ontology annotation, molecular function: calcium ion binding. Gene Ontology annotation, biological process: regulation of neurotransmitter secretion. NCBI's taxonomy places the organism in Eukaryota, Metazoa, Chordata, Aves, Apodiformes, Apodidae. The transcript has 21 exons. Gene Ontology annotation, cellular component: synaptic vesicle membrane.